Molecule: messenger RNA, 2796 nt
Organism: Xiphophorus maculatus (southern platyfish)
Lineage: Eukaryota; Metazoa; Chordata; Actinopteri; Cyprinodontiformes; Poeciliidae
Product: SLAIN motif-containing protein-like
Exons: 7
Coding region: 1194-2624 (476 amino acids)
Biological process (GO): cytoplasmic microtubule organization; microtubule nucleation; positive regulation of microtubule polymerization
Cellular component (GO): microtubule plus-end
Source: RefSeq, a predicted model, not a curated record
UUGACAGUCCUCACAGAGAAAAAUAUAUUUGUCAGGUUUUUGAGAGUUAUUGGCUCAGACCAAAACUCUGAAUUUUUUUUUUUACAAGUGUUUUUCUAUCUCAUGAUGUCCGCACAUAAAGAGAGACAUGGUUAACACGUCAACAGACGUAGGUGUUAAUCUUCAGAGCCAUGGAAAAGCAGACCAUUGUCUUCUGCGCCUUUACGACAUACACAUUUGUUUACGCGCUGAACCACGCCUGGGGCAUUCAAAGGUUCAAAGGCCUUCACCUUUUCACGCCUCCAUCAACAUAUUAUUCCUCCUGCGUUCUGAGGAUUUAUGUGGUGAAAUGAAUAUGUACUAAAUUAAAGACCUUAUGUCGCACAUGUUUUUCUGCUGCUUUCAUCUGUUAUGUACGUGUACAAAUGUAUCAUUUUCAUGCCGCUACAUUCAUCUGAACUCUUUUCUUAACUUUUUCUUAGCUGGCGUUUAACCACAAAACCAAAGAAGGUUUUGCUCUUCACACUUUGUGAGUGAAGAAGAAUCUUGAGUUUAACUUGGUAGUAAGGAAAGCUGUAAAUAAGUCUGCUUAUCCGCCUGUGGAUAAAAACCACACCUCUCAGUCUGGCCUUUGUCAAAUCAAACCAAGUCAAAUGAAUGUUUUGACCUUCUCAGCUCCCGUCACUGUCCACUGUAGGGUUCUGUUGUUUGUGGAGAGUCUCUGAUGGUAGCACUUCAUAAUCUUAUCGAUGGUCUUUGGACAAUCGAGGUCGUCAGGGAUCAGAAUGCAACAGGAUUUGACACAAGAACCACAACAAGUCUAAUACUUAACAGAGAGAAGACAACAUAAAGAUAAAGACAUGGAACAUGGUGAUGUGUGUGACUGGCUAUUUCUGCUGCCUAAAUAUAGUGUCAAUAUGAGCCAUGACAGUGUGAUGCCGACUGGGUCGCUCUUUCUAAGUAGCUACCUGUGCUAAUCCACUUAAGCUCGUGAUGCUUCUCUAAAUCCAUCCAAUCUGUUGAGUCCCUCAUUUAACAACCUCACUCAAUGAAUCUGGGUCAAUAGAUGUGACUGCUGCUGUGUGUGAUGAACAAAACCAGCAGAAUUUUCCAUCUUUAAAGAGUUGUUUUAACAAGAGCAUUUUGAAGAUUUUAUCAACGUUCCCAGAUGACAGCUUGGAGCCACAAGGAGGUUUGAGGAUUUUGCAGAGAAAAUGGAGCAUCAAGACCACACGAAAAGCAGCUGGAGAGAAUAUUUGUGCAGUCAAACCCAGGCAGAGCUUGGUGCGACGGCGAACUGGCCUGCGAUCGGUGGUGAGGUAAAAAGCAGCAAUGCACAGCUGGACGAACAGGCACAUCUAUACUGCAACUUCUGGACUGAUUCUGAACCAGCAAGAGUCAAGAACUGGACCAGCAGAUCAUUUGCCAUGGAUGCUAGAUUAAGACUUGAUAGUCUGAAGUCUGGGUGUAAUUCACCUCAUCCCUGGGGUAACUCGGACAACUCUUUAUACUACUAUGACAGUGAAAAAGACCUCUGGAAUGGCGGAGACGUAGAGGAAGAGCAGUCUGCUUUGGACGUGGUGGAGAUCCUUGAUAUGGAGGAAAGCAUAGGAGAUGAAGAGAGCUGGUUAUAUGAGCCUCCGAAUAGGCCGUCGUUCGAAGAGAGGGAGUCUGCUCUCAGGUGGUGUCGACACGUUCUGGAUAACCCCAGCCCCGAGAUGGAGGCUGCCCGUCGUGGGCUGAUGAACAAGCUGGAUCCAAGAUCAAGAUAUUACUUCUGCAGACAUGCAGCAGUUUCCACUCAUUCCCAGAGUGUCUCCUUGGGUUUCGCUCAGGACAAAACAUCAGUCAACACAUCAUUCAAUGACCCUGACAGCUUAGAUCACGCUAAGGUGACCCACCCUGAUGACUUCAUAACCACAAGCUACAGACUACAGGAUAUAACAGAUGUCCACAUAAUGGCCAGAAUACAGGAAGACAGUUUAAGACAGGACUAUAUUUCCAUGCCUGCUGCAGCUGCCUUGAGGAGAAACUCAGACUCGUUUUCCUCAUUUUUAAAUACCGAGGCUGACCAUGCUGGUGACUCCAGUUCCAGAAAUAAAAACACUGCUCCAGACUCUGCCUGCAGGCCCGGUCUGACAGCUGCAGGCUCUUCCAGCUGCAAGUUACCAACGCCAAUGGCUAAGCAGGGCGGCCAAAGCCCAAAACUGACCAAACUUCACCAGCAAGUAACCCAGUUCAAGCUGCUGAGGCUUGCCCAGAAUAAAGCAUCGCCAGGCAGGAUGAGGGCACCUCUGCAGACAAGCCUGCGCUCUCUCCAGGCUGUCAGGAACAGUAGAAGCUUAGAGGUUGAUGUCAGCCAACCUGCUGCCCACAGCAACCACCAUCCCCCAGUUGUUCCAUCUUCCACAACAGCGUCAAGCCGUGCCGCAUAUCUGAACUCCAGCGACGUCGCCAGCUUAAUGAGAGAAUCCCCAGACAGAAUAACGGCGGUGAAAAGACCGCAGAGAUCCCAGUCCCUCAGUCCCAGCAGGAUUGCUCACCCUUCCAAGGGAUACCUGUCUGUUCGUGGGCGAGUUUUUGCCUCGCCAGACAGGGUGUCCACUGCGGCCUGGGGCAGGCAUGCCUCAUCCAUUCAAAGGUGAAAAAUUUCACUGGGAAAUCCCCAUUAGACAAACUAAUGAGGAAGAACACUAAAAGUGGCUUAAAAAUGUAUUUGUACUGUUUAAAACUUUAUCACAUUUGUCACACUGCAACUUCAAACCUCAAUGUGUUUUAUGUGACUAACACAAGGUAGUGCAUAGCUGGGAAGUAGAA